AAUUUAUCUUGGUGUACAUGAGGGCAUCUGUGUGUAUCUGUGUUCUCGUUGUGAACAGCUGCGUAAUUCAACCUACAGGACUGACCUUGUUCAUUGUUUAUUAAAGUUACUGGCGUAGGCUUUCUCUUGUCAUACCUUUGUUUUGUUAGAAACCAUACACACCUGCACAGAAUGAACUGUACUACAUUUAGUAAAUCAGUCCUUCAUGAGCCUACAUCAGGGGUGGGCAAACUACGGUCUAAGGACCUCUUCGGACCGCCACGUCUGCCAAAAUGUGAAGUGCACUUGUUUUACAUAUUUUUAUUCGGCCUCGGUUAAUUUUAUCGAAAAUUUAAUUCAUCAGUCUGUAACAUUCUAACAGGACAAAAUACAAAAACACGGAUGACAUGUCCGAUGGAGUCGUUAGAGAGUAUCGGGCUCCUGCCUCCAAAGGAAAGGAUGGUUUUAAAAUUUCAUUGUGAUCGAAUUCACACAGCUUCAUUUUACAUCAUAAAUUCGAUCUUCGAGUGUUCACUUCGAUAAGCAGACGCCGACGUGUAAUGAUGCUGCAGCAUCACCAUCACCAGCGACACCAACUUCAGCAGCUUCCUUCACACUGUCGUCAGACGAGAAGGGCGAAGGUGACGACUAUGGUUCCCCGAGAGUUCACAGGUCGCGAUCUGCUGGUGAUGCUCAUCAGCUGAAGAACCAGCUCUUCUAUGCUUCAGCGCCUGCUGCCUUAGCCUUAUCUUCCUUCGCUAUUGCAGAACUCUUUGGUGAGGACUUAGCUGUCGACCUCAUCGGCAAGGAAGGCAAGCAGGAGUUCGAUGAAAAUGUGUGCAAAGCCGACCGAGCGGAAAAGCCCCACCGGGUUCCCAAAACCUCUGCUUUGUUGACUAAAGUUGAAGAAGAAGAUCAUCUCAAAAUGCACCAGCAAGUCGACGCCCAACCGGAAGUGGCUUACUUCCCUUGGUUACACGAAAGACAACGGGCGCAGUCUCUGAGGAGGCGGAAGUCUUGGAUCGCCAGAGAGAUCGGUUUGGGAGGGAAGCAAGGCGAGCUACUGUUCCGAGUCGGAAUCCAGCAGGACAUGGCGCUGAAAACAUUCCGGAGACGGUUGCUGUUGGCGACGGGUUGUCUUCCGGUGUUGUGACAUCAAAAGCAAAGAGAAAGAGUGUGAACCUGGUGCCACCGACGCAGAUGACUGUGCGAAGGUCCAACUCGGAAAAAAUGUCUCCAGAGGAGUCGGGUACGUUGAAGGAGGCGCUGACUCCACGUCGCUCCACCAUUUCGACGUUCAGAAAAUCCAUGCCAUCACUGCUUUUGACUAAAGAUCCGUCACCAUCAGCAGAUGAGACCACAGUUGAAAGUGCAGAGCAGGGAUCAAGCGAAACCCACCAGGGAUCGAGUGAAACCCGAAAGUCUGGCAGCUCUGUCACUAGUGGAUGCUUUAUCUCACACAGUUUGGAAAGUGUUGCUUUUGUACCAUGUGACAACAGCAGUCCAAAGGCUGCAGGAGAGCCCAUAAAAGUCUCAGACAGCUCUGAGCUGCCUGCAAAUAUCAGCAAGUCCAAAAAUGCCAGAUUCCACAAGCUCUUUAAAUCUGUACCAACUGAUGAGUACCCUCUCGACUCAUUUUCCUGUGCUUUUAAGGGAGACAUACUGCUUCAAGGCAUGAUGUAUGUAUCCCAGAACUGGAUAUGUUUCUACUCCAAAAUUAGAGCGCGUGGUAGACUGCUGGAGAUUCCACUUGAAAAAGUAAUCAGCAUCACAAGAGAGAAGCUUGCCCUGUUUAUUCCAAAUGCCAUUGGUAUACAGGUUGCAGACCAGAAGUAUGUCUUUGGGUCAUUCAUGUCUCGUGACAACACAUACAAGCUGUUGCUUACACUGUUGAAACUGUCACAAGACACUGCCAUCAAACCAGUCAGAUCUCUGUGCAAUGGCAACAGUCAUGAGGAUGACAUCACACACAGUGCUGACAUCAGCUGUGAAUCUGACACUACUGAGAAUGAGUCUGAUGAAGCAAAAGAAAUAUCUGAGGGUGUCCAUUCUGCUUCUGCCUUUCUGCAGUCUGCAGAACUUCCAUCUGCUCAUGAAAAAAAGCAGCAUGCUGUUAGGAAAUCCCCUGUACUUUCUACCGUUCGCUGUAUAGACUGUUGGAAAAUAUUUACUGCAUUUUCUACAUUUGCUGUGAAAAUCCAGAAUGUUUGUUUCAGAAUUCCACGGACAAACCUUCUUCUGGCAGUCUGCUGCAUACUGGUUCUUUUCCUCUUCCUGUCAGCAAUGGGAUUAACCUACAAAAUACUUCUGUUGCAAACUCAGCUUGAGAUGAGUAACCUCUGGACUCCAUCACACCAAAAGUCAUUCAGGGAGCAGGUGAUGGGGAGUAUGUACACACUGCAGUCAGAAAGUCACAUGGCCACAAUCCAUCAGCUUCAUGAUGUUCUCAAAGCCAAUAUUCAGGUUCUUGAGCAGGUGCACAGGUCCUUGAAAAGCCUUCAAGGUUUUUCAACACUGGCAUCAUCUCAAGACUGUCCCACAAAGAAGUGAGCUGCUGCAUGAACAGUUCUAGUCAUCCUCACAGAUUUCCAAAUGUCAGCAGUCAGCAGGUCUUGGAGGCAAGCAAGACAUCAAGUGUUUUCCGCAGAAAAUUGGAUGGUAGUGACAGCAAUAGUCAGCUUUAGAGUCAUACAAAAGGUCAAUAAUGUGGUUAACCUCAGUCCCAUCAAGUCUGUCCCUUCAUGGACAGCCUAUGAGCUGAUGGAGCAUACAUUCGCAUGCACAUCAUCUGCAUCCUCCAGCACACCCAGGUUACAACAAGCUGCCCUGAUCCUCCACUCAGGAGGUGGUCCUUAUUGACACACCGCAAGGUUCACUGGCAGAGAUGGUGGCCUCAGUACUUCCCUGUUCAUACUAGUGCAAGGGCCAGUGUUCCUGCUUUAAUUAGCCUAGUCAUCACCGUGACCAUGACUUAUUUGCUGUCAGACAAUCUACAUUGGCAUUCAGACUCCAGAGAAAUGUUGAAAUCUUCUGGCCAUUUCUUAUAAUGGAUUGCCUUAGCACACACUGGAAGGAUGCGGAGAGAGUCUGGUAGUGUGCCUUACUGGAUGCUUGUGUCUCUUCACUAAUCCUUGAGAACCAAAGAGGACACACAUUAACAAGCUGUUUGCCCAGAUUAUUGUGCGCUUCUUCCUUGUGGUGUUACUUUACCAACGAGCACGCUGAAAGGAACUGCCACUGCCACUCUCAAAUGGAAACAUCCCCUGAACGCAAUAUGCAGCCAGCAUGAUUUGCUGCCGGUUUCCUUAGGUCAAGAUCACCAUUUUACAGACUAAACAGAACUUGAGGACUGCAGUGAUUAUUAUUUCAGACCAGUCUGAAAGAUGGUUUGAUUUGCAGCUGUCCAUGUUUACCUGUUCAGAUGCACGUUAGACAGUAUUUUUACUCUAACAUCAUGGGUGGCAGAAAGGAGCUAUCCAACACUUCUAGACUAUCAGCCAUUUUAUGAUUCUGAUUUUUCUUUUAGCAGGUGACUUCUUAAAUCUUUCCACAUCCCUUGGUAGCGUGGUACUAUAUGGAUCCAGUAGAGAUCAAACAUCAGAAUAAUGUCAUAGUCUACAUCCUUAAAGUAGUGGGCUGAUAGUCUGUAUUUAGUUAACUGUUCACAAUGAGUCCCUUAUCUCUGGCUAUAUUCAACACUCCUUCACCAAACAGAUACUUAUUCCUCUUCUCAGUUCAUUGAGUCUUCGUCUGGUGUAUCUUAUAAGACCUAAAAGCAUGCAGAGUGUUUCAUACUCUUUUCCAAAAAUCGUAUGUGACUCUGUGUGCCUGUGUGUUCACCAUCUCUUUUACGUCUGUGCAUGGAUCCAGAACUGUGUUUUGUAUCGGUAAGUGUCCUGCACCUGAUCAUACAUUCCUUUUGCUGCUUAGGUUAAUGAAAGGGGAUUUCAUAUUUCACUAAAUAUUUGCCCACAGCUGAGCUUGUGGGCUGUAAAUACAUCAGCAAUUCAUGCUGGCUGAUCACUUCAGAUGUAUCGAACCUGUUGCUAGUCAGACAUUGAGCAUUGAUGCUUUUUUCAUAAGACUUGUGCAGCAGGUUUAUUGAGCUGUGUACUUUGCUGGUAACCUGCAUGCAUUCUCAGGCUGAGACAGGUGAGUGUCCAUGAUUGUACUUUUGUACUGAUCUAUACAUACAUGUUUUAACUUCAUGAUGAGCUGGCUGGUUGAAGCCACACAGUGCAAUGUGCACACUUGUUAUUUGUUGUUUGAUAUAUUAGUUACAAUAUAUGAGUUACUAUCUGCUAUACAUGGUAAAAGUAUUUCAGCUGCUACUGGUUUUUUUUUUCAAGAGGUUUUUUUUUGUUCUUUCUCCCUCUCUCACAUUCACAAUGCACACAUAUUCACAAAAGCUGUCCAAAAAUUGUGAGCAUGGCAGAAAAGCUAAAAAAGCACAUUUCACCAAAGAGGAAACAAGAAGUUAUGAUAAGUAAAUGCCUGUUUUGCAUUUGGGCAUUUACAGAAGUGUAGGUUUCAUCUUGGUAAAACAAUGUUUUUGGUUAGUGUGAUGUGCAUCAGUGUUAUCUGUUGAAAGUUUAUUUAAAAUAUUAGGGGUACUGGUGGACUUUGAGAUUUUUCUUAAAGUAUUGGUGAAGGCAGCUGAAGUUUUCCUGUAGACUAAAAAUAUAGGAAGCAAACAAUUGACAGAAAAAAAAGUUUUCUAAAUAUGUUGUCAGCAUUAGUGGCAACUAAAAGCUUAUAUGUACAUAGUUUUGGUGUUUUAUCUCAUCAGUCAUUUCCGUUUUUGUACUUUGGUUGUUUUUUUUUUUACAUUAUUGGCACUUCGUUCAUUUCCCUUGAGCUGAAAAUGUGAGGGUUUUAGAGAGACAAAGGACUUCAAAUCCUGUCAACUCUUACAGCUUGCUCUGUACAGGGGAAAGAAUAAUGCUUCAGUUGUAUUUACGCUAGUGCUUAUUGGAAUCUUGUUUCAAAUUGUCAUGGGGUUUUUAGGGCUUCGUUCUGUAGUAAAGACUGUCAUUGGAGUAUUUAUCUAGUCUAUAAAUCACUUGUAAAAUAUGAUAAAAAUGGUUAGACUGUAAAAUUUGUAUAUUUGUACAUGCAUGCACAUAUGUCCAUGUUUAUUGAAUGUCAAGAUCUCACUUGUUAAAUAAUUACAGUAUAUAAACUGAUGAUUCAGUUUCAAUUCUGGUUCAGUUUUCACACCAUCAUGAUGUACCUGUAUAUAUAUGACAGAAAAUAAAUAGAAUCUCAGUGGAAAGGGAGGUAACAGAUGCACAAGCAUUCAUUUUCUUUUGCUGUCUAAAAUUCUAGUGUUUGGGAGAAUAAAUAACAUGUGUCCGUAAUGUUUUAAUAAAAAUUAAAAUCUAUUUUGCUAGAGGUCUUUUUAUUAUGUUUAUCCAGUAGUUAAUGAUUAUAGAACUGGUAAUAUAUGCAUUUAUUCCUUUGUGUUUGAUCCGGUGUACUCAAGAGUUAAGCUCUUGUGGAAUGUAUUUAGCAACUCGGAGAGCGUGUGUUUGUCUCAGUGUCAGAGGGUCAUUGCAGAUGACAUAUGGAGCUAGAAAAGAGAUGUGAAGCACAGCUAAAUGAAAUGAAACUUGUCAGCAUCCAACAUGUAAAUUUUUUUAUUUAUUUUUUUUUUUGGUAGUUUGAUUUUUGAAAAUAGUAAAGUACAUAAGUAAGUGCCAAAUUGUAUGUGAUCCUUCAUGACCACAAUGAAACAUUGUUAUGAAAAAAUAACAAGUGUGUUUGGCAGAUUUUGAAUGUGCAGAUAUUUGCAUAAAACUUCUGUAACUUCUUUUGGACACUGUAUCCAUUAAUCAUAAAUGAUUACAACUAAAGUUUCUAUUGAUCAGUGCUUUUUAAUAGCAAUAUUUCUAAUUUAAUUUUUUUUAAAUUUCCCUUUCUGUUUUGAGAAUUUUGUGUUGUCAUAUUUCAAAGUUUGGGAGGUUUAGAGCUUCAUUUUGCCAACUGUAAUGGAAUCUGACAAAGCUGAACCACAGUUAUGGCUGAAUUUCAAACGAUUUAGUGAAACAGUAAAUUAAUUGAUGCUGGUUGUCUGUACAUUUUACCUGGUUGGUAACUUAAUUUAUUGGAGGUGUGGUAAGUGAUUUCUCAGUAUUUGGAGCCAAAAAGAGAAAGAGCAAGAGUUUAUGAAUGUAUGGGGGACUGCAUGCAUGUGUGUAAGAACUUUUCAGGUUUGCUGUCAGUGUUUCUGCUUUCUUUUGUGAGUAAACAUUUAUGCUGUUACCAUUGAGAAAGGUUCUUCGCCAACCUUCUGUAGCCAGAUUUAUUUUGUUUCUUAAAGGAAUUGUAAAGAUUUGCAAGUGUUACAAGGUUCCAAAGGUAGUCCAAAUUAUGUGAGAAUUAUGGUCCAGUCUUUGUACAAAGCUGUCACUGUUUUUGUCAGAAUGUUAGCCAUGCCAGGGAAAAAUAACUUGAGGCUAUUCUGCAGCAUUAGCACCUUUCAAAUACAUUGCUAAAUUGUAACACUUGUGUGGCUGGCCCACAGUAGAAUAUUUAAUUGUGAAAAGCAUGUUGCCGUUAAAGAACUUCUGUGUUAUUAAAAUUCCAUGCUUUGUCUUAAAAAAUGUCUGAAGAAACACAUCUUAUGCUUUUUGGUGCUUUUCUGAAGUUUUUAAGAUGUUUCAGCAAUUUAAUUAAUUUCUGUUAUCACUUUUGUGAACUUGAGACCUUAUUACUGUUGCAUUAUGGCAACGCUAGCAUCCAAUUGAUGAUGUCCUUGUUUUGCUGCUGCCUUCACAUUCAGCUGUAAUAUUUAUUUGUUAAUAUAUUAGUCUGGCACUUUAUGAAUGCUGGGAAGAGGUGAUCACAAUUUUAUAAAUGAAAAGUUAUUGGGAUGAGGAAACAAAAGGCCUAGUUCUGGCACAAAUGAUUAUUGUUAGUAACGUUGGAGAUAAUAUACAUUAAUUAUGGAGAUGUUACUAAGUCUCCUCAUUUAACCUAGCAAAUGCACUUGGUAUACUAAUUUGGCUAGUGAUCAGAGGAGAGCCAUAUGUGCAUGAGUUUAUUCACAUCUGCACUCAGAGAAAUUUGAAAGAUUGUGAUUGAGCGCUAUAAAUCAAGAUGCUAUGCUGUUUCUUUUUUUUUUUUUUCUUUUUUUUUUUCUUUUUUUUUUUUUUUUUUGAGAGAGAGAGCAAGAACAGCAACUUGUGUUUUAAAUGAUUGUAUGAUUUUCUAGAUGAAAAUAUAUAAACAAGCAGCAUUCCUUACUCUAGUAAAGGUAUUGCAUGUUUCAUGCCGAAAAUGAAGACUCAACCACCCAUUUCUUUCUACCCACUUUUUGUAGAUAGAAGGAUAGCACAGUGUUGCACAAAACUAUUUAUAAUAGCACUGUUUAGCACAAUUUCUUAUGAUGGAUUUUAGAAGAACAACACAACUCAUUAAUACCCCCUAAACAUUGUCUGAUUAUCUGAGAUAAUCAGUCUUAAGCAGAGAUGCUAACAUUAGUUGAAUGUACAAAAUAAAUGCACUAUUUAUUUUACAGAAUAUUGUGUCAUAAAGCACCAUUGAGUUUUCCUGGACCAAAACCAUGUACACAAAAUUUAAAAAAAGAGACGAGUAAAGUCGUCCCAUGACUUCUUUUAGGUCAUUAGAGACAAGACUACAGGCUGUUGGCUCCUACAGCCAAAGAAAGAGAUCACAUUUUACACUCUGUUGACUUUAAAUGAAUUAUAAAUCAGUCUAAACCAUUGUUGCUUGUUUUCUUGUUCAUUUCGAGAAAUAUUUAGAAUCAAAGAUAAAGAUAUCGCUUGAUAUAUAUGUAGCAGCUGUUUAGACUUUUUUUGAAAUAAUUUACAAUUCUUAUGUCUUAUCCUCCAAAAACAGACCUUAAAAACUGCAGUUUGUCAUUUUCCACGCAGACAUAAAAAAUUUAAGUCUAAUAUGCUGCAUGACACACUUUAACAUAUGUUUCGCUAGAAACUAGUGAUUUCCUGCCUAUUGAAAAAAAAAAAGCAUUGCUGUGAAUGUUAAUUCAGUAUGCUAUACAAGUAGAUGACACUUAGGGCUAAUGCCCAUUGUGUUAAACAAGUAUUUCUUACCAGUAUCUUUUAGUUUGCAUAUGUAUUAAAGUUAUUGGUGGACUCUCAUCACAAAUGCAUAGAAGUACAUGUGCCUGCUUCCAUAUUUGAUGUCUGUGGUGUGAAGUGAGAGUCCUUUAUCCUACACAUUUGUGAAAGGGAUCAAGCUGUGAUAUCUAUAUAUUUUGAAAGUCAUGAGAUGUUGACAUUUUAUAGGAAUUGCUUUUUUGUUUGCAAUUUUUUUUUCUUGCUGAUGUAUUCCUUUGACCAAGAGUCCACACAUCACUAUAUUGCAGAAGUGGAAAAAUUUGCUGCUGUGAAAAUGUUAAAAUGUUGCCUUAGCACUCUAUAAAAAUAGAAGUUUUCUAUUUGGUGUCAAGUAAAAAGUCAAAUGUGAGAAUGUUAUCGUUUAGUUUAAGAGCUCAAGAACAACAUAGAAAAGUAGAAAUUAACAUAUUACCUAUGCUGUCAGCCCAGUUUAAUUAGUGCCUUGUGUGUGUGAGGCAGAGGUCGGUGGGACUUCUGUAUGGCAGUUCUGUGUCCGUAACAGUUGUUAAUGUUCCAUAUGCUUGCAGGAUGAUGAUUAGAAAUAUGCUAACCUGAAACAGGACCGCUCUGGUAAAAUAGAGUUUCUUUUAUAAAAGAUAUUAUUGCUACACCUUGCUCCUAUGUGUACUUUCUCAGCACAUCCAGGCCUUUUAUUGUCUUAGAUGCUAUGAUUUGUUGAACACAAGAACAGGUUUAAUCUGGGUCAAAAUUCUACUAAUCAGUGGUUUUGAAGACACUCUGAAUAGCUUUGAGAAAACGUGGGGCACAUCAGAUUAUCUUGACCAAGGCAGGAAAGAGGAAACCGCCUUUUGCUGCAGUUACUUUAGAUUAAGCACAGUGUAUUCAAAUUUAUCUAUAUUUAAAUCUAUAUUUAGCUUAAAGUUUCAUGUCCUCACAUUUUUAAAUGAGCUUAUUUCAGUUCUUCAUAAUCAUAGUCAACGGCAUUUAUUACAGAAUAUUGCUAAACUAUGCAUGUGUUUCAAAUCUUUUUUUGAAGGUGACAAAAUUAAAUUUAAAUUAUUUUAAGUUUUGUCAUGACCAAGUCCUCUCUGCAACUGUUAGAGACUUAAUAGACAGCUAAAGACUUGCAGAACUUAUCUUUUUUUAGCACAAAUGAGAACGUGCAAUAAAAAAGGAACUUGAUGUGUAUACUUUUGCAAAUGCAAGCUUCUACUUCAUCCUUACUCUUAAGGUCUAGAGACACAAGAGAUUGUAAUAUAAAGACAGGUGGUUAAUCAGAACUGCUGUUCUUUAAUAAUUUUGUUUCGACUUCGAUAACACAGAUCUUGUGUGAAGCAAGUAUGUAUGCAAUCAAUAAUUUAUAUAAAUUGUAUGCCUCCUCAUUUUCUUGCACAAAUAUGUACAUGGAUUUACUUCUUUCCAAGAAGUAAUGUGUCAGCUUGAAAGAACUUCAGUGUUUUGGAAAGAAGGAAUAUUGGGUUGAGGUAAAGAAUACAUCUGUCUAGUAGUACUGAUGCUGGAAACUUCACUAUUUGCCUUUCCUGAAGUUUAGUAGGAAUGUUGGCUGAUCUUCUAGGCUUGUUCUCUCUGUAGUAUUAUGGUGUUAUUUUGCCUUGCAUAUAUUCAUUGUUCAAGAAUGUCAUUUUGGAGGUGGGCUACAUCAACCCAGCCAAGUUUAAAUCUGAGACACAAUGGCCAUCUUUGUAUUCUAACCAUGCUUUUGCUACUCUUGAUUGCUAUUCUCUUUGCUUACUUUGAGAAGCUACUUUUUUUUUUAUUUUAAUCAAUCAUCUUAGGGAAGCUUAGUUGUAAAAAAUCAGUUGUUUCAGUCAAGGAUGAUUGCGAGUAGAAAAGUUGACUUACAUUACAAUAAAACCUGAGUUAGGUGCUUACUUGCAUAGGGACCUGUGUGAAUGAAUGUUGACAGGUGUGUGUACAUGCCGGCCGUCAUCUGGAAUAUCAAUAUGUUUGCAUUGAGUGCUUGCAGGAUUGAAUUUUGUUGUUCAAAGGAAGCCAUGAAACUGCAAUUGAUGAUCAUAGUACUAAUGUACACUUGAUUGGUAAAAAUAAAUCAAUUUUGGACUAAGUACACAGUAGGUGUAUUUGUUUAUUUGUUUGAUUGCUUCAAGAGCUUAGUUCCAGCAAGGGUGAGAGCAUCUGUCAAAGUAGCUUUACACAACAUCUUAAAACUGUCAUAAACAUGAUCCAGUUACAAACAACCAGUUAUACUUAACUUCUAUAAACACGUGUACCAAGAAACCGUUCUCCUUUUGGGUGUAGCGUUGCGCUCAGGGGAAAACUUGUGGCGUCUCCCCAUUUGUCCCUCAAAAAAACCAGUACGAAGGAUAAGCACCCGCUGAGUAACUGGAUUCCACUGCCGCAAUUUUUCUAACCGUUUGGCUCAGCAGCAAAGGAUCCCCCACGUGAUUCACACGGAACCUCUGCUACGUGGUCUUGGGAAAGGCUCCGUAUAUCCUUCUGGGAAGAUUCCUUUGAGUUGUUGAGCUGAGUUGACACAGUGCAUAGUGUAGUGUGUGGCCAGGUGUAUAUUUUGACAUAGCAGAGGUUAGAAGUCAAUCACAAGCACAACACCAUCAACAUGUGAACUUAUCGUAGUAGUGAUGGGAGAUACCGGAGUUUCCAACUAUUUUUGCCCCAAAUCACCCUCACUAACACUAUCAACCCUCGGAGAUUCACUUUAUAGCAACGCGGGCUGGAACCAAGGGCGGUGAGUCUUGAUUCCCGUCUUCACUGCCAUCUCCAGUACGUGGUGUGACAUCUGUUUUCUAUGUUGUCGUCGAACUGGCAUCACCUGCCAGGUUUCGGUUGUCUGCCAGCUGCUGCACCUGCCGCUACUUUUUCUGUAGUUUCUGAGACUGAGCUGUCUAAUCAGUAGUACAGUAAGGACUGGAUAUCAAUGGCCUAGGACCCACAUCGCCUCUUGAAAAUCACCUGAAUUGUCUGGGUCUUAGUUUUCAGCUCAUUUCCUCUGGUCGGCAUCAUUCCUUUUUUUCCUUUUUUUUUUCUUUGCGAGAUGAUCUACCGAUGAAAAUCUUGUCACCUAUGUAAUAUGCACAAAUAUCUCAAGUUUUGUAGCUCUUCUGGACAUCACACCUGUUAAAUCUGU
Pomacea canaliculata is the source of this 11172-nucleotide messenger RNA. RefSeq names its product GRAM domain-containing protein 2B-like. Gene Ontology annotation, molecular function: sterol binding; sterol transfer activity. Gene Ontology annotation, cellular component: endoplasmic reticulum membrane; plasma membrane; endoplasmic reticulum-plasma membrane contact site. NCBI's taxonomy places the organism in Eukaryota, Metazoa, Mollusca, Gastropoda, Architaenioglossa, Ampullariidae. The record is from RefSeq and is a predicted model, not a curated record. The transcript is spliced from 14 exons. Bases 1180 to 2529 code for a protein of 449 amino acids. Gene Ontology annotation, biological process: intracellular sterol transport.